AUGUCGGUUGCCAUGCAGGCCUAUGCCAAACAGCAAUACGGCGAACAAACAUAUACUUCCCUCCAGUCGAUCUUGGACGACCCCACCAAUCUCCUCAUAUCCACGGGCAGCUCGUUUCACCGGCCCGUCGGGGCAGAUCUUGAUAUCCUUUCGGCCUCACAAUAUCCACAGGGCCUGAUGCAGCCUUACAGCGGAGUCGACCGAAUCUCUCGCAAGAGGAAGGCAACGUCUUCCGACCAGCUCUACGGUGGUAUCGUUGUUACCGAUGCGGCCACUAACAGCACUCGUCUAUCCUCUCAUGAACCCUCGCCGCAACCAGCUGAAAAGAAAAAGAAGCCGACCAAACGAGUCUCGGUCAACGAUGCCGAUGACCUGGCCGACAGUAAGAAACAGAGAGGACGGCCGCGGCUGGAUCCUCGUGAUCAGACCGCGGCCGACCGUCGCCGGACUCAAAUCCGACUGGCGCAACGAGCCUACCGACAUCGAAAGGAGACCACGAUUGCGGGAUUGAAACAACAAGUCACCACUCUCCAAACAACCAUUGACCAGAUGAAUAAGACGUUCUUGGCUCUGCACGAUAGUAUGGUCGACGCUGGGAUCUUGACUUCCCACUACUCCCUGGCUCGGCAACUUCGGGUCGCGACAGAACAGUUCGUCGCGUUGUCCAAGGAUGCAGUGCCUGAAUCGGACGAGGAAGAGGACAAACCAGCCGACUUCACCCAAGGCGAGUCCAAGCAAUCUCCGAGGUUGGGCGAGAAUAACAAGCGGACCAGCGUGACAAGCGCAAGGAAGUCGUCAGCUUCAUCGUCCCAGUCUUGUUCCCCAGCCAGGGCCGAAGUGGAAUCUGUGAGCAGCUUGGAUGAGCUCUCUUUCAAUGCCAGCGCAGCUGUGGAAGAUCUCCCACUGGCUGGGAACAACGAUACGACUACUGAUCAGGCCGAGGGUAGCGGCAGCACCGACAACAGCAAGGCCCUGCUUGACCUUUCGCAAUCCUGGUACACGGACAUCAAGUUCGACCAACAAGGCCUUGACGACGGGAACGGAUUCGGCGCGAUGCCCGCGCCUUUCCUCGUCGACAAUGUCUUCGACAAGAUCGAGGUGGAGAGACCACUAGUACCGUCCUACCACCAGGGCUCAUACACGUACAGCUUCCAAGAGACCACGUUCGCCCGACGUCUCCACCGCAUGUCCCUGGAGCGCGGGUUCCGCAAUCUGGCCCAACCCCACAUCGACCCGGAAUACCUCAAGCACGCCUUCCGCUUCGCGUUCUGCUACUCCAACCGCAAGCGCAUGCUCGAGCGGUUCCAGGAGAGGUUGAAGCGCCGCGCGGGCGAGUCGCUGGAGAACUUCAACGUGCCUUUCUUCCACAUCGGCGGCGCCGGCACCCACUUCCCGCGCCGCGACAACAACGGCAACCCCAUCUACCCGCCUAACCUGGUGCAUCCUGCACAGGCGUUCGGCCCACAGCCGUACAUGCAGCCGGAGACGCCGCGCACGGAAAAGUCGACGCAAGAAGUGCUCGAUAACAUCGGCUUCGGCGGCCAGUGGUACGACUCGCACGAUGUCGAAGAGUAUCUCAAGACCAAGGGCAUCUAUUUGGACGGCCAGAGUUCGUUUGUCCCGGUCGAUCCGGCAGUCCUUCGACUUGUCCAGCGCGAGACAGCAGUGAGAGACUCUAUAACCAGCGCCAGUGCCAGUGCCAGCGCCAGCGCGUUCUCCUUGUCCAGCCAUAGUUCCAGCCCGCACGACGCGAGCAUUCGCGCCCCAUCGCCGCCCAUGGCUGGCGGCUUGGGAGGCUCCCUAAUGGAUCCGGUCAUUGCCGGAGAUUUCGGCAACAUGUACAGCCAGCCAGGUCCAGGUUCCCUAUUUCCCAACCCUUUCACCACGGAGCCUCACAGUGGCACACCAUCCCAUCAUGGCGGAACGAUCGGUAACGCCAACGAUGUUCAAGUUGUCAACAUCGGCAAUUCAUCCUCGUCGAACUCCGCCUCGCCAUCGUCCAACCCGUGGGACGAGUUCAGCGCGCAAACCUCGUCAAGUCUGUUCCAGGACAUGCAGCACCAGCACCAGCAGAAUCUACUCGGCCCCUCUCAGUAUCCUGCCCCGGUGAUUUUCGAUGUGGAACUAUUCCUCGAACGCAUGAUCCAGGGAGGUGCUUGUCUCGGCCGCGCCCCAGGAUACAGGAAAGAAGCUGUCGAUGCUGCUCUGGUGUUGAGUCUACAGGGGAGCUUUUAG
Capronia coronata CBS 617.96 is the source of this 2235-nucleotide messenger RNA. RefSeq lists its product as uncharacterized. NCBI's taxonomy places the organism in Eukaryota, Fungi, Ascomycota, Eurotiomycetes, Chaetothyriales, Herpotrichiellaceae. The transcript has a single exon. The record is from RefSeq and is a predicted model, not a curated record. Bases 1 to 2235 code for a protein of 744 amino acids. Gene Ontology annotation, biological process: regulation of DNA-templated transcription. Gene Ontology annotation, molecular function: DNA-binding transcription factor activity.